This is a messenger RNA of Trichosporon asahii var. asahii CBS 2479, 990 nucleotides long. RefSeq lists its product as uncharacterized. Lineage: Eukaryota; Fungi; Basidiomycota; Tremellomycetes; Trichosporonales; Trichosporonaceae. Gene Ontology annotation, cellular component: ribosome; mitochondrial large ribosomal subunit. The record is from RefSeq and is a predicted model, not a curated record. Gene Ontology annotation, molecular function: structural constituent of ribosome. The transcript has 2 exons. Gene Ontology annotation, biological process: mitochondrial translation. Bases 1 to 990 code for a protein of 329 amino acids.
AUGUCGCUCAUCUUCCGCCGAGCGCUCACGACUGGCGCGGGCCCGUCCAACUCGAUCCCGCUGGCCGUCAGGAGACGGCGGACCGAGCUCGCCGAGGCCGUCCAGAAGGCGUCCCCCCUGACGCAGCCCGAGAAGUUCACCGGCCCCGACGCCGAGCCGUUCCCGACGCGCAUGGAGGAGGAGUUCCAGGACCACCGUGCCGCGGGCAACUUUGCUGGCGAGGAGUCGGCGGCGCGUGCCAAGUUCCUCGAGGUGAACCAGCUGUGGCGCUCGCGUGUGCGUGGUGUGUCUGGUGCGGCGGCUCUCGAGGGCGGCGCGGCCACCCCGGAGAGCAAGUGGAGCUUCUUCGAGCGUGCGGGUGAGGGCCAGAUCCCGCUGAAGGAGGGCAUGCGUCAGGCUGUUGUCGGACAGAAGAUUUGGCUUCCCAACAUCCAGAUCCGCCUCGUGCGCAACUUCACCCCGCCCGGAGGCGUACGACCCCUGGAAGGCGACCUUCCGUAUCCCGACCGGUAUGACAAGACCGACCUCCGCUCGUACCUCCAGGCCGUCUACGGUCUCGACGUUACCUACAUCCGCACCGACGUUUACGUCGGCAACGUUACGCGAGGACGCUCUGGUGAGGUGAUGCGCGCGCUCCGCAGCGACAACAACUACAAGCGUGCCAUUGUCGGUCUCCGGGAGCCGUUCCACUACCCUGACGACGUCGAGGAGAUGCGCGCCGGCCAGUGGGGAACGCUCGCGGAGGGCGCCGCCCAGGCCGAGGAGCGUGAGGACCUUCUGAACAAGGAGUUCGCCGUCGAGCACGUCAAGUACUACCGCAAGCAGAUGUCGAUGAAGAUGAAGGGAUGGCGCUGGAGGCAGAACCAUGCCAACGCUGCGAUCGCUCGUGCGGCCGAGGGCCUCGCCAAGAAGGACGUUGCUCCCGCCGCCCCGGCGCCCGCCGAGUCCGCCGAGCCCACCGAGCCCGCGCAGCCGCAGGCGUCCCAGUAA